AUGCCAUACCAUGAAUAUGAAUCCAGUUUGGAUUUGGCGGAAGCAUUCGAGACAGACUCUGACAGUGCUGACUCUGAUGAAAUGGAUUGCCCAGAUUCUCUCGGCAUGAGAUGCCAAUGCGACAUACAAGAGGACAUCAAACUGGAGAUGUCUUCGCAUCCUCACAGCAUGAGACAAGUGGUGAACAUCAUCAUUGCUGUGGAAAGACUGAAGCGCAUCAAAGAAAUCUCUCCUGGCAAGAUUUGUGAAGAUGCGCUGCUCAGCUUCUUCUUGGAGAAUGUGAUCGAAGAGCGUAUGGUACCAAUUUACAAUAAGACCAACCGGACCUUGCAGUGCACCGUUUGUGAUAAGUACAAAAAGACUCUGGUGCAGAGCAACGAACUAAGCGAACCUCUUCAUUUGAAGGCUGUGACGCUGAGUGCUGGAACAAUGCAAUACAAAGUUCAGUUCAGUAUGUCAACGUACAUCUCGAGUGCAACACAAAAGGACGCCCAGCCUGUGUGUCUGGAAAUUUCCAACAGCAACCUCUACCUUGCUUGUACCCAGUCAGACGGUUCUUCCCCCGCUCUGAUCUUGAAGGAGGUCAAAGGCCCUCUGAACACCAUUAAAGCCGGUGACCCGAAUGGGAACGACAGCCUCCUCUUCUUCAGGAAAGAGACGGGCACAGCUUACAACACUUUUGAAUCUGUUAAAUUUCCUGGAUGGUUUAUUACCACGGCUUUUGAUGACUGGGAGAAGACGGAAAUGUACCAGAUGCCAACUGAACGAAUCUCAGACUUCACACUUGAGGAUCAAAAACUAAUCCGGACUUGAUCCAGAAACACAUUUUCAGAGAGUAUGUACCAAGUACAGUUUAUAAUCUGGAUUUAUUCAGGGU
Carassius carassius (crucian carp) is the source of this 877-nucleotide messenger RNA. RefSeq names its product interleukin-1 beta-like. The transcript is spliced from 6 exons. The record is from RefSeq and is a predicted model, not a curated record. Gene Ontology annotation, molecular function: cytokine activity. Gene Ontology annotation, biological process: regulation of non-canonical NF-kappaB signal transduction; neutrophil activation; cellular response to lipopolysaccharide. NCBI's taxonomy places the organism in Eukaryota, Metazoa, Chordata, Actinopteri, Cypriniformes, Cyprinidae. The coding region runs from base 1 to 813 and encodes 270 amino acids.